UUCCCAGGAAGUGGUGGGCUGAGCAGAACUACGCAUGCGCCACACGCACCAUGGGCGUAGGACUUCGUCAGGUCGCUACUCCCUGCGGGGCGGAGGCCUGAUGCUGCCGGGAGGGGAGCGGGGCAACUGCCAGUGGACAUGGCGGCGUGCAGCAGCGGGGCUGUGCUCGCUGCCCUGGGAGUGCUUAGCAUUUGUGCGGUCAGUGGCUCUGGGCCCAUGGCUCAGGGGGAGACCGGCGGAGAGGCGGGCUGGGCAGAGCCGUGGGAUGGUGCAGUUUUCCGGCCGCCCUCGGCGCUGGGCGCGGUGGGGGUGGCGCGCAGUCCCGGGCCCUCGCAGCCAGGGAGGGAGGAGGCCGUGGACUUGCCGGUGCUGCUGUGGUGGAGCCCAGGGCUAUUUCCCCACUUCCCGGGCGACUCAGAGCGCAUCGAGUGCGCGCGCGGCGCGUGCGUGGCGUCCCGGGACCGACGGGUGCGAGGGCACUCGCGGACGCGCGCGCUGCUCUUCUACGGCACUGACUUUCGAGCCUCCGAGGCGCCGCUGCCGCGCCUGGCGCAUCAGAAUUGGGCGCUCCUGCACGAGGAGUCGCCCCUCAACAACUUCCUGCUGAGCCACGGGCCGGGCAUCCGCCUCUUCAAUCUUACUGCCACGUUCAGCCGCCAUUCGGACUACCCGUUGCCGCUUCAGUGGCUGCCCGGGACCGCUUAUCUGCGCCGCGCGGCGCCUCCGCUACAGGAGCGCGCUGAGUGGCGCCGACGCGGCUACGCGCCGCUGCUCUAUCUGCAGUCCCACUGCGACGUGCCUGCGGACCGGGACCGCUACGUGCGCGAGCUGAUGCGUUACAUCCCGGUGGACUCCUACGGGAAAUGCCUACAAAAUCGGGAGCUGCCCACUCCGCGGUUACAGGACACAGCCACAGCCACCACCGAGGAUCCAGAGCUCUUGGCCUUCUUGUCUCGCUAUAAGUUCCACUUGGCCCUUGAAAAUGCCAUCUGUGACGACUACAUGACAGAGAAGCUGUGGCGCCCCAUGCAUCUUGGUGCUGUGCCUGUGUAUCGCGGCUCUCCCUCUGUGAGGGACUGGAUGCCCAACAAUCACUCCAUCAUCCUCAUUGAUGACUUUGAGUCACCUCAAAAGCUGGCAGAAUUUAUUGAUUUUCUGGACAGGAACGAUGAGGAAUAUAUGAAAUAUCUGGCGUACAAACAACCUGGGGGCAUCACCAACCAGUUCCUUCUGGAUAGUCUGAAGUAUCGUGAGUGGGGAGUGAAUGAUCCUUUGCUGCCUAACUACCUCAAUGGCUUUGAGUGUUUUGUCUGUGACCAUGAACUGGCUCGGCUGGAGGCCGAGAAAGCACACGCAGCCUCUCCUGGGGACAUCCCUGUCCCUGAGCCUCACAUUGCCCAGCCCUCACACAUGGACUGCCCAGUGCCCACACCUGGAUUUGGCAGUGUGGAAGAGAUUCCUGAGAAUGACAGCUGGAAGGAGAUGUGGCUGCAAGAUUAUUGGCAAGGUCUGGACCAGGGGGAAGCUCUCACUGCCAUGAUCCACAACAAUGAGACAAAGCAGAGGAAAUUUUGGGACUACCUACAUGAGAUCUUCAUGAAAAGGAACCAAAAUCUCUAAUUAUCUUUGCAAGAGCCUUUAAAUUGGUAGAGUUAAGGAGAUGGAAGUCCUUAUUCUACCAAGGGACAUGAGGGGCAUCUGCUGCAUAUCCCUUAACGAACACUGUCUUAUUAUGAGUUCAAGGAAUUCCAGUUAUAUCCACUGAUAUUUUACCCUAAUGAUGUGUAUCCAGUGUCUCAGUUUGUAUUAUUAGGGCCUCUCCUCAAUGAGAGAUGGAGGCCUCUAGUUCUUGGAUUAAUGGAAAACAGAAGCCUGAAACACCCACUUGUUUUAAAGUGCUGAUCCAACAGAAUCUUUAAAGAAUUGCAUCUUUCUCUAGCCAUUUCAUCCUCUUAACUGUGAUUGGAACAACACCUUGGUACUUGGCUUAAGAAUGAGGUAAAAUGGACCACGUUUAGUAGGGUCUUAAAAUUUCUGUGCUCUUCUUUAAACUCUUUAUUAUUCAGUACCUUUCCUUUAUUUUUUUUACAUUUAAAAAAAAAAAUUUACUUUGAGAGAGAAAGCACAAGUCAGGGAGGGGCAGAGAGAGAGGAGAGAGAGAGAGAAUCCUAAGCAGGCUCUGCAUCGUCAGUGCAGAGCCCAAAGUAGGGCUCGAAGCCAUGAACUGCAAGAUCACCACCAGAGCCGAAGUCAGACACUCAACUGACUGAGCCACCCAGGUGCACCUAUUAAUACCUUUCCUAAUCUCUUUUCAUCUCCUGCUUUAUAAAUGGUUACAUUGGUGGUGAAGCAAAACUCCUGGUGGGUUGUGUUAUGGUUCUUUGGAAUUGUAUUUUUUAUAUCAUUUACUUGCUCUUGAAGUCAAACUUUUUAACUUUUUUUUUUUUCAGGUGCCUGGGUGGUUCAGGUCAUGAUCUUGUAGUUCAUGAGUUUGAGCCCCAUGUCAGGCUUUGUGCUGACAGCUUGGAGCCUGAAGCCUGUAUCAGUUUCUGUGUCUUCCUUUCUCUCUGCCCCUCCCUGCUAACGCUCUGUCUCUCUCUUUCUCAAAAGUAAACAUUAAAAAAAAUUGUUUUAAUGGUUUUUUCUUUCCUGGUUUUCCGUAAUCUGACAAAGAUGCCACCAUCCCCCACAUUCAUUCUCCUCUACAUUAAACUGGCUGUAGAUUUUUGACA
Neofelis nebulosa (Clouded leopard) is the source of this 2732-nucleotide messenger RNA. It is a transcript of the gene POFUT4, whose product is annotated as fucosyltransferase 11. Bases 139 to 1620 code for a protein of 493 amino acids. Lineage: Eukaryota; Metazoa; Chordata; Mammalia; Carnivora; Felidae. Gene Ontology annotation, cellular component: Golgi membrane. Gene Ontology annotation, molecular function: alpha-(1->3)-fucosyltransferase activity. The transcript is spliced from 3 exons. The record is from RefSeq and is a predicted model, not a curated record.